AUUUUUUAUGGCACUUUCUACUUUAAUUGGAAGCCCCCCAUACAUCCUCCAUUGAUCUUUUGAUGAUGAUCAUCAUCAUACUAACAUUUUUCUACCCCACCUUUAAAAUAAAUUUCCUCCCUUUAUCACCGCUCAGCUCUUUAUUACUCUCUUUCACCAUUUUUCAUGGCUUUUUUUCCUAAACAUUUCUUUAGAUUUUAACUUUGUUUGGUUGUUUGUCGGUGGACAGUAGCAUCCAAUGUUAUUAAAAAUAAAAAUAAAAACCUACCCUUUUAAUUAAAACCCAACAAAAAUCCAACUAAUCAUCCGUCUGGUUUCUGGGUUUAUGUGGUUUGUAAUUUAAGCCACAAUCAUUUCAUCUUCCAUCACUUCAAAUGCCAGUUUCUUCUUAACAAUUCUCUCUGUAAUGUUGGUUCAAAGCUUUAGCUGUUGUUGAAAAAACUUGAUUCUCUGCAUAAAAACAAAGAAACUGAAACUAGAAUCAUGGAUCACAAAUCAUGGCUUUGGAGGAAAAAAACUUCGGAAAAGACUAUUGUUGCUACGGAUAAGGUCGAUGUUUCUGUGAAACGAAUUAAUGAAGAGGAACGAAUGGAGGGGGGACGAGAUAGAAUAGUAAAGAAUCUAAAUGAGAAGCUUGCUUCGGUUCUCCUUGAAAAUAAUGCUAAGGAUGAUUUGAUGACAAAAAAUGUGAAAAUGGCACCAGUACUGAAUGCAGGUCGGGACAUGGCUGAAGCAGAUGCAUUCGCUCUGAAGAAAGAGCUACAUGAAGCUUUGAGGCAAGGGAAAUUGGCAAAUGAAAAGUUGACUCAGUCGGAGGUUGCAUUGAAGGAAUGUAUGCAACAGCUAAAUUUUGUUCGAGACGAGCAGGAGCAAAGGAUCCGUGAUGCUGUUGCAAAGACAUUAAGCGAGUUCGAGAAAGAACAGAAAGCAUUACAAGACAAGUUGACAGACACAAACAGAAGGCUUGAAGAGUUGACUAUCGAGAAUACUCGGCUAGCUAAAGCCUUGCUAGUCAAAGAAAAAAUGAUCGAAGAUCAGGAGAAGCAGAAAUCUCAAUCAGAAGCAGAAUUCAGUGCACUAAUGGAUAGAUUAGAUCUCACUGAGAAAGAGAAUGCAUUUCUCAAAUACGAGUUUCAUGUUCUCGAGAAGGAGCUUGAGAUCAGAAACAAAGAGAUGGAAUAUACCCGUCGAUCAGAAGAUUUAGCACAUAAACAACAUUUGCAGGAUGUAAAGAACAUUGCUAAGUUGGAAGCCGAAUGCCAAAAGUUACGUUUACUUCUACAAAAGAGGCUGCCAGGUCUGGCUGCCGUGAUGAAAAUGAAGAAUGAAGUCGAAAUGCUGGGAAAGGACAAGUCAGAGACGAGAAGAAGAAAGCUGAACCCAACUAGAGAUUUGAUCGUCAGAGGCUCCACUGCUGACAUAUCUCCUGAAAAUCCAAUCAAGAGUAUCAAUCUCUUGUUGGAGCAAUUACACAAUGUGGAAGAAGAAAACAAGAAUCUCAAAGAAAUAAUGACCAAGAAGAAUGCUCAAAUCCAAUCAUUGAGUUUAAUAUGUUCUCAAACAUCAUCCAGGCCAACAACAGAAAUUGGGAUUCAGCCUAAAGAGUUGUUUAAAGGACAAAAGUCCGUGGAGCUGGUAAGGAGUAGUACGAUAUCAAGUGAGCUAUCCAUAAUAUCAGGUUUUGAUAUUGGCAGCAUUGAUGGAACUAGCUCUUCUUGUUCAUGGGCUAAUGCAUUGUUUCCAGAAUCUGCACGCUUGGGCAAAAGACUUAAGAAUCCAAUGGAUCACAAGGUCUUUACAGAUCCAGAAAUGAGAUUAAUGGACGAUUUUGUAGAGAUGGAAAAGUUAGCCUUAUCGGAUGGUAAUGAAUUGGUGCCAUUUGAGCAAGGUCAUGGUACCUUCAGCAAUACAAAGCAGAUGCAGUCAAAAGAUGUAGCAGGUGAAAGAUCAUUUGAUUGGCUUCAGGUUGUUUUGCAAGCUAUCUCCAAGCACAAAUGUAUUUCCAACCGAAGUUCAAUUGAAAUUCUCGAGGACAUCAAAAUUGCUUUGGGUUGUAGCAGUCUUUUAAAUGCUCCUGAUGUUGAUAAAACUGCAUGUUCAAUGCAUCCCAUAGAAGCUGAUGGUCCCCAUAUCAGCGGCUACAUAGCCUGGAAAUCCCCGAACGCUUCUCCUACUACAGGUUCACUAAGCGGAGCUUCUAGUGUUGAGACCUCAGCCGAAAAAACAAAAAAGCAACUGUUUCAGCCUGAACUGAACAAGUCAAUCGGUAAAAUCAUUGAACUGAUUGAAGGAAUUGGACUAACAUCUUCCGAUUCUUCUGACAGUUGUCUAGAGAAAAAUCAAACUCCUAAACAAUCACCGGCUCAUGCAGACUACUUUGUUCGUGUUUUUCAAUGGAAAAGUUUGGAAUUAAGCACCGUUCUACAACAUUUUAUUCGUGCAUGUAACAAUCUGUUGAAUAAAAGGGCUGAUCUUGAAACUUUUGCUGAAGAACUCUCAUUUACUUUGGACUGGAUUGUGAACUAUUGCAUUACUCCUAAGGAAGCUUCGAGUGCGAGGGAUAAGAUCAAAAGACAUUUUGGUUGGAAUGAUUCACAAAGUGAAAAAGAAGUUGCUUAUGCAAGCCAUGGAGUGGAAUCAGAUGUGACCCACAUUUCUAAAGAACAAACAUCACUUGUAGACUCCUUUGUUUCUUUGCCUGAGCAGAGUCACAGUGUUAUCCCCCCACUGGAGGAAGAAAACAAGAGAUUAAAAGAUGAUCUGAAGGAUAUGAAAACGAGGCUCGAGUCAGAAACAGACAAGAGUGAGGCCCUGAUGUUACAACUUCAAGAAUCAAAGGAAAGCAUUGGAAGCUUACAAGCAGAACUUAAUAUGUUGAAAGAAUCAAAGGAGACGAUAGAGGAACAGGUUGAAAAUCAGAAAUCAAUUAAUGAAGAUCUCGAUACACAGCUCACUGUUGCCAAAGCUAAACUAAACGAAAUCUUCCACAAGUUAUCAUCUUUGGAAGUUGAGUUGGAGUACAAAAAUAGCUGUUGUGAAGAGCUAGAAGCUACUUGUCUUGAGCUUCAACUCCAGUUAGAGAGUGUGGCAAAGAAAGAAACACCGAAGUAUGUCAUGGAUCAAGAAGGGAAGCAAUCUCAAAAUGGUUGGGAAAUUACAGCAGCUUCAGUCAAGUUAGCAGAGUGUCAAGAAACAAUUCUGAACCUAGGUAAGCAAUUAAAAGUGUUGGCCUCACCGCAAGAAGCAGUACUAUUCGACAAAGUUUUCUCCAAUAGUAAAGCCGCUACCACGGCUAUAAACAACAGAAGGGUGAACAAACGUCUCUCCUUGCGCGAUCGAAUGCUAGCCGACAAUGGUAGUAAACCAGAAGAUGCAGAAAAUUCAACCCUUCUCCACUCCGAUAAUUGCAAGACUUCAGGUUUGUUGUUACAUGCCUCGGGAUCAUGUCUUGGUUCCAAGAAUGAAAGUGCCAAUGCCGGAGUUAUGGCUUUGGCUAUCGUACCAAGCAACAAGCAAGGAGUGGGUUUGCUAAGGAAGUUGCUGUUUAGAAGGAAGAAAGGUUACACUAAGAAAUUUCGUUACCAACACUGAGGAGCGACCGGUAAUACAGAGUGAUGACAUCGCAACUCCAGGUAAUCCACCGUGUGUUCAUAGUGUGGCAAUUGGUUUUUUGUUUGCUGUUUCCUUUUCCGAGUUAAUAUCAUAUGGUGAGAGCUUGUAGUCCUUUUGCAGAAACUCAUAUAGAGGUGUAUAGUAAUCUGAUAUGGCUAUGUAUAUUUCUGGAUUGAAGGGCUUUCCAAAAAAAAAAAACCCAGAUAUUUGAGUCGGUAGCUUUAACAAGAGAAAUAUCAUUUGUGAGAUUUGAUCAUAA
Molecule: messenger RNA, 3871 nt
Organism: Gossypium arboreum
Lineage: Eukaryota; Viridiplantae; Streptophyta; Magnoliopsida; Malvales; Malvaceae
Product: filament-like plant protein 7
Exons: 6
Coding region: 484-3591 (1035 amino acids)
Source: RefSeq, a predicted model, not a curated record